Polychytrium aggregatum is the source of this 1472-nucleotide messenger RNA. RefSeq names its product Anp1-domain-containing protein. NCBI's taxonomy places the organism in Eukaryota, Fungi, Chytridiomycota, Chytridiomycetes, Polychytriales. Bases 271 to 1398 code for a protein of 375 amino acids. The record is from RefSeq and is a predicted model, not a curated record. The transcript is spliced from 3 exons.
UCCUGGAUGGUUGUUGGGCGGAGACAAUGACUUGCAGGCGCCGGGAGAAAGCACUGUCCAAUGCCAAUCAGGGCACAUUAAAAUUGACCGAUCAGGGCAGGGCAUUGCUAUGGGCAGGACAUUGCUCUGGGCAGCAAGUGGCCCUGAAUCGGACCCACCGUCGCCGUCGUCGUUACAGCGAAGCCGAUUUGAUCAGCCAUCUCCAAGCAUCAUCGGAUUUAACCUUCUCGUCCCGAUCUCCGGCCGGCUCGCCAUAGACGCAACGCAUACAUGAUCCAGAUUCCUCGCUUCAAUUUCAAGAGAGUCCUGGUGGUGAUCACGCUUGUCGUGUGGCUCCAAAUGCUGUACUCGGUCUCUCUCAAGUACCAGAUGGUCGUCUCGCUGGUUGAGAAGAUGCCGCGCUCUAUCGACAGCCACUAUGACGAGCCCUUCAUCGUGCUCCGGUCCAACGGCGACUUUGAAUCCUUUCGCAUCGAACGCCAGACUCCCCGGAAAGUCGUCUUGCCCGACAAGGCCCGCCAGGACGCCGGCAAGACGGUGCUGAUCCUGUGCAUCCUGCAUGGCGAUCACUCGUUCGGGAGCGGCCGCAACUUUUCCUCCUUUCUCCAGAUGAUCGCCGCGUUCGAGUACCCAAUGUAUCAGCUCAGCCUGGGCUUUCUCAUGUCGGAUUAUGAGGAUCUCCAGUCCUCAAUCCCGAUUCUCGACCAGUUCGUUCGCGACAACAACCUUGCCGCCGGCGCCAUCUAUUUGCAGCCCCAGGAGGAGACGUCAUCGCGCGAGAUGCGACAGAGAGACGAUAUCCAGAGGGAGCGCCGGAGCCUGCUGGCCCAGCUGCGAAACAGAUUGCUACUCUCGACCCUCCGCCACGAGGACGCCGUGCUGUGGAUCGACUCGGACAUUGUCGAGAUCCAGUCCGAUGCCCUCAAGCAGUUUGUGCGGUCGGGUCUCGAUAUCGUCACGCCCUUCUGCCGAUUCGGCACCAAGGGAAUGGAAUCCUACGAUGGCAACGCUUGGGUCGGGAGGCGCAAAAGGCCCAGCGAGGAGCAAUGGAAACAGAUCAAAGAGGGCACGACAAGCGACUUUGUUCCCAAUGGCGACGGUGCAGAAAUGGUGGUGCAUUGGAUCGACAAGGACGAUAAAGUUGUCGAACUCGACUCUGUGGGCGGGACGGUGCUCUAUGUUCGCGCAGACGUGCACCGCAACGGCGUCAACUUUCCCCCGUUCUAUCUGAUCGGAUCAGACUGGGACGCCAAGUAUGGCGGCUAUGACGGCAUCGAGACCGAGGGACUGUGCUAUAUCGCCCGGACGAUCGGAUAUCGGUGCUGGGCCAUGCCACACAUCACCGUGUCCCACACCUACUGGCAGGAAACUCCCAAACACCCACGGAAAUCUGAUUAGCGGUAUCUGUUGAUGGCAAGUUGACUUGUUUCAAAAACACGCUUUAUCAGUGUGCUCCUGCCCUCAGUGUCAUU